AUGUCAGAUAUAAAGGCUGCAAAAGAUACUUUAGUAUCUUCAUUAUAUGAAUUAUCCAAAGCUGCCGAAAAAGCUGCUGCUGCUACUUCUAACUAUUAUAACGCUUCUAAUGUUGAUGCUGUUGUUCCUGUUAGUCAAUUAGAUAGUUUAUCAAAUACUUUAAAAAGAUUAAUUCCUUCUAUUGAUAAUGGUGAAGUUGUUGGUAAUGUUACUGUUAAAGCUGAAAAGAAGAAGAAACCUGAAAGAGAUCCAAAUGCUCCAAAAAAACCUUUAACUAUGUAUUUUGCUUAUUCUUUCCAUAUUAGAGAUGCUAUUAAGAAAGAAAGAGAAAGAAAAGGUUUACCUGCUUUAUCUGCCAUUGAAAUGAAUGAAUAUGUUAAAGAUAGAUGGAGUAAAUUAGAACAAGGUGAAAAAGAUAUCUGGCAAAGUAAAUAUAGAAAAGAAUUAGAAGUCUAUAAUAAAGAAAAGGAAAAAUAUAAAGCUAAAUUAGCUGGUAAACCAAUUCCUGAUUUAUUACAAGAUGUUAUUCCACCAGAAAUUCAACCAAAUUUAGAUUAUGAUAUCAGUGAUUUACCACCUCAACCAAAAUUAUCUACUUUAGAUGAUUCUGAUGAUAGUUCCGAUGAAGAAUUACUGAAAAAGGAAAAGAAAGAAAAGAAGAGAAAGAAUAGAGAAGAAAAGGAAAAGAAAAAGAAGAAAAAGUUACAUCAAGAAGCUUAA
Molecule: messenger RNA, 720 nt
Organism: Yamadazyma jaroonii
Lineage: Eukaryota; Fungi; Ascomycota; Pichiomycetes; Serinales; Debaryomycetaceae
Source: the annotation of a GenBank genome assembly